Molecule: messenger RNA, 1183 nt
Organism: Osmerus eperlanus (European smelt)
Lineage: Eukaryota; Metazoa; Chordata; Actinopteri; Osmeriformes; Osmeridae
Exons: 5
Coding region: 332-1183 (283 amino acids)
Molecular function (GO): ubiquitin-protein transferase activity
Source: RefSeq, a predicted model, not a curated record
GUGUCAGAAAUGUGGAGCAGCUAUUCCACUGCCGUUUCUGACCGAACACUUAAAUCUUGCAACAUCAUUGAUGUUGACAGUGAUAAUUGCCCGGCUAAUGUGGAGGAAAACUGUGCGCAGGAAGACGUAACAUGUAAGAAUGAAUUAUUGGAGCAUUUUCAAUAUAUAAUUAAUAACAUUGAACAUGAAUACGCUGCAAUCAAAAUGCCUGAUGAGAGCAGAUGCUUUAUUAGAAAUUACAUUAAGUCAUUUCUUAGUGGUUCCUACUUAAGUUUGUUUUGUUGUCUUUGCUAACUUCAUAUUCUCGGCAGCAGAUCAGCAACCCUGUCCUAUGUGCAUGGACAUAUUUCCCUGUCACAUUAUUGAGGCACAUGCUGCUUCAUGCGGGGAAAGUGCAGGAAAUGAGGCAAUUGAGUGUAGUACUGUGAUGGAAGAAGAGCAAGCAGUAAUGCCUGGACCGUCCAGAAGCAGUGCAGCAGUUACAGACGACUGGCUCACCAUCCAAGACCCUACCAAGGCCAUGUCUCAGUUUCGGGAUUCCCUAUUGCACAUUUAUGAAAAGGAGAGUGCUUUGGUUCUCAGCAUGGAUACUAGAGAAACCCCUGCCGAACAGGACAUGGCACUCCUCUCCUUCUACAAGCGACCUAAUGUGGAAUGGGCACGACCCUUGCAUUGCAGACUUGAAGGUGACGUUGCCAUUGGAAAGGGUGUAACUCGCUUUUUCCUCUCAACUUGCAUUGAGAAGUUGAAGUCUGGGUUUUGCAUCAACUUUGCAAACACUGAUGUGACACGGCUGUUUGAUGGAGAGACAGGCCAUUUGGUGCCGUCAGCCUCUCACUUCCUAGUUGAAAGUGAUAUGUUUGUCAUGGCAGGGAGAAUGAUGGGCCACUCCUUCCUUCAUGGUGGACCGUGCCUGUCUGGGCUCAGCCCUGCCUUAGCUCAUGUCCUGCUUGGAGGGGGUCCCGAAACUGCAACUGUAGCCCUAGAAGACUGUCCAGACCUGGACAUCCGGGAAACAAUCAGGCUUGUAUGUUUUCCAUCCUCAAUCAUUUUCAAAGUCUUGCUAUUUCUUCCCUUUUUAUAUUUUUUAGUGGAUAUAAAAAGCUUUCCAAAGUACCCACCAGUGGCGUUUUUGAAGUGUGUGGUUCAAAAGCCUGAAAGAAUCACACCAAAUAUAAUGUAA